UCUCUGUCGUCCAUCAUCUCCACCACCAACCACUGCUGCCUAUAAUCCAUGUCGAGCAAGCCUGCAGCCCGUCUCCAGCUGGCCGAGCUGGUUCUGAUGGCAGCCCCGCUGGCGGCGCUCACCACCUCGUCGCCACCCCGACUGGCCCGAUCAGGUCUGCUCUUGCUGGCCGUCCUACUGCUGCAACGCAAGGAGUGUCUUCCACUCUCGGUCGGGUCGAGUGCAUUUCGACCCAGCAUCGGCCAGGGGCUUCCGCUCCUGCUAUUGAUUCCAACUGUCGCCGAAGCAGUUCAUCAGGACGCCGCAUCGACAGUGCUCAAUCCAGAGUACGCUGAUGUUUUGUCGCUGAUGGCAUAUGCGAUUGCGGCGCUGCAACUCGCCAACGUUGCUAUCGUUCGGUGGGCCGCGUCCUCCAAGGACUGUUUCUCUGGAUUGGCUCCCAGUCUGGUAGUUGCGCUCUUGCUGGUGCUCGUUGGCAAACAGAGCACCGAUCUUGGCGGCCAAGCUCCUACUCCUUUGCUGCUCCUUGCCGCCCUUUGGGCCGUGCUUGGAUCGCAAGCGUCGCUGUACUUUGUCUGCUCGGCAUUUGCCCGGAGCUUCACCCUUGGCGAAUGCGCUGUGGUAGGAUCUUGGUGGACCCUGCUGUCCUUUGAUGCUGCCGCAAGAACUAUCUAUAAGCUCGGCGCUCUAUCUUCGGCAUCGUACCUGGGAAUCUCAAGCCCGCACUACGUCUACCACCAAGCACUGCUGCUCGGCAUGGCUGCUAUCGGAUUGGUGCUCUAUCCACUCCUGUCGGCAAUCAAGAAACAAGCAAAGCGACACAUCGGGGGUCAUGGCUCAAACAGCCGUUUGGGGGCGGCCUUCUACGUCCUGGCACUCUCUGUCAUCGCUGUCAUUAUUGCCCCAUGGUGCGAUUUGUUCCUGGGCCGAUUUGGAUCCAUAUUCUGGAUUAUGCAGUUCGUGCUUGCCCCAAGAAUCGCUGGCAUCUGCUGCUACUUUGCGACCUUGAUUCUCGCGGCAGUGUGGUUUGCCUCGCUGCGACUUGCCAAAGGAUCGCCGACAUCGGCCCAACUCAACAUGCGACGCAAGUUUUACCAUGCGUUGGCCAUCCUCCUGUUCGUUCCCGGGUAUCUGCUCGAGCCUGUGUUUAUGCACAUUGCCUUCUCGGUUGCCUUGAGUGGCACCUUCUUUGUCGAGUACCUCCGGUAUUUUCGAGUCUGGCCGUGGGGCCAUGCCAUCGAGCUGUUCCUGCGGCAUUUUAUCGACUCGCGCGAUGCUGGACCGGCUGUCCUGGCACACAUCUAUCUUCUUGUUGGAUGCGCUGUGCCUGUGUGGCUCAAUAGCCUUGCUAUGGAUCGGAAACUGGCUCUCGGCCUUGGCGGAAUGCUGACGAUCGGCGUCGGCGACUCCAUGGCAUCGAUCGUUGGGAAGCGCUUUGGCAGACACCGAUGGCCGGGCACGAAAAAGACCAUGGAGGGCACGGCGGCAUAUAUUGUCAGUGUCUUGGUGGUCUAUCAAGCAGUUUCGAUGCUCCUGGCUCCCGAAGAUCGCAUCCCGAUAUUUGGACUCGCUGUCUCGACCUUAACGGGAGCGAUGCUCGAGGCCGUCUCGGAUCAAAACGACAACAUUAUGAUCCCGGCGUACACGUUCUGCUGGCAGGCCUACUUUGCCGUCCACAGCCAGUCGCUAUGAUUCCCAGUGUCGGUGGGGCGUAUCUGCAUUGAUUUGGGUCGAGAACUAGGCCAGUCCGCCGUGUUAGCAAAAGGACCCAAAAAUCGGUGAAACUUUGAGGCAAAUUUUCGGUCUGUUUGUGCAUCAUGAAAGUACCUGUGCAAUCCAACUGCUG
Polychytrium aggregatum is the source of this 1846-nucleotide messenger RNA. RefSeq lists its product as uncharacterized. The transcript has 12 exons. Gene Ontology annotation, biological process: dolichyl monophosphate biosynthetic process. Gene Ontology annotation, cellular component: endoplasmic reticulum membrane. Bases 49 to 1692 code for a protein of 547 amino acids. The record is from RefSeq and is a predicted model, not a curated record. Gene Ontology annotation, molecular function: dolichol kinase activity. Lineage: Eukaryota; Fungi; Chytridiomycota; Chytridiomycetes; Polychytriales.